Molecule: messenger RNA, 2545 nt
Organism: Ceratina calcarata
Lineage: Eukaryota; Metazoa; Arthropoda; Insecta; Hymenoptera; Apidae
Exons: 8
Coding region: 376-1221 (281 amino acids)
Source: RefSeq, a predicted model, not a curated record
GCCAUCCGCGACGCGAGCUUUCCUCUUCGAGACCCUCGACCUUCGCUCUGUGUCUCACCGCGAAACUCUGAUGCGAGCGUCGACUCGCAUUAGAAACGGUACAAGCGAGAAGUCAGAGAUUUCACGGCUCAAACAUUCGAAUUUCGCGGUUUUAUUUGAAAUCAACUGAGAUUCCCGAUACGUCGGUCUCGUUUUUAAGUCGAGUGCUUGGAAUUUCGUCCGCUUCUCCUGUUCGACGUCGUCCGGCUCGGAGGAACGUGCGCGACCGAUGAAUCGGAAGUAGCCUUUCGUGAAGCAGCCGCUGUGUCGGCGGCGCCGCGAUCGUAGCGAGCAGGGAGCAGGACAACCAGGAACCGGACAAACGAACCCGAUGAGAUGGAUCUUACGCUGUUCUUGAUCGCCGUGCUUCUCGGACAAGAAGUGGCUGGUCUCAAGUUGCUUCGCAUAACCGUCCCGGCGUACUCCGUCAGGGGCAAGAACGCGCUACUCGAGUGCAGGUACGACCUGGAGAAGGACAAGCUCUACUCCAUCUCAUGGUACAAGGACCACGAGGAAUUCUACAGAUAUGUGCCCAAAUCGGAACUCACCAAGCACACCUAUCGCGUCGAGGGCGUUAAAGUUGACCGCCGCCGGUCGGAUCACCAACAGGUCUUGCUGCAGGACGUCAGCCUGCACAGUAGCGGGCAGUACAAGUGCGAGGUAAGCGCCGAGGCGCCCAGCUUCAACUCGGUCAGCGCCGAGGCCAACAUGGAAGUUCUCGGUGAAGCCCGACACGGAAAUGGUGUUCGAGGAACACGGACUCUACUCGGUGAUAUCCAGUUUACGACUUCAGCUGGAGCCGGAUCACAUCGCCGGCGACAAAAUAAACGUCAGGUGCGAGGCGACCAUGGAAUUGAACUCGAACUCGGACGAGCCGUUCGUAGAAACUCGGAACACGGAGUUUUUUGUGGAGGGACACGCGAGCAACGCGGCGCCUUCCGUCUGCCUGACGGUGGCCAGCGCUCUGCUGUUACGGCUACUGCCACCGGUUUAGGAAAGAGAGCGACGAACGCGGCCGGCCGCGCUCCUGCGGGAAGAGAAGAAGAAGCUGAUCCAGCGAGGGAAGAAGAUCAGAGAAGUAAUGAUCGUCGGCCGAUCGGUCGUUCUCGGCGGGAACGAGGGAAUCGACGGCCGCGACCCGAACAGGAGUCUGUUCUCGAUCGAAUCUCCACGGCACCGUGAAGUCAGGUUUUCAUUCUUUUUCUUUUCUUUUGUUUCUCAAAACACAGGUAUUUAAUCGGUAUCGUCACGGGACGAGUCCGGAAUUAAAGGUCGAGGUCGUAGUUUAAGAGACUCGAAUCAACCCGAUCGGCUCGCAUCGAUCUUGACGAUCGAUGCCGAGAGGAUUAUCGGUCCGCGUGUUCAUACGGCACGCGACUCGAAAAUACGAUUUACGAGCCUGUAAGCCGAUUAAUUUGGACGAUUCGACGAGCACCACCGGGGGCCAGGGCAAAUAUUUGUUCGAAAUCGCGUAGGGUAUUCUUUUAACGCGACGCACCAAAUUCUGUCCCCGGUCACUCACUCGCUCGCUCGCUCGCACGCGAGCACACCGAACAGUUGCGCCGUGCGGCUUUCGCAGCGCGUAGAUCUGGAUCGCGAAGCGUGAGCCGCGACCGAGAGCGAUCCGCGUCUCGACGGCUCCGACACACGAUCCCCUUGCGGCGCAUAUCCAUGUUUCUCUCGCAUGACGCGCACCUUCGCGUAGCACGCAACGAUACCUACGUGUACCUACCCUGUUGUACGGCUUCGAAGCUUCUGACCCUCUGUUGUACACUUCCGUAAGAAGACGAGCGAUACUCGCGCGGCUCACGCUCAAACCCUCGCGCCUAUGAAGUUCCGCCCGACUGUCGGCUACUCGAAAUCCUUGAGAAGGAUCCGUUUCUGUUGUUCCGUAUACCUUCGAGUAAUCGACAAGCUUCGGUAAUGAGGACCUAAUCUUAAGCUUGCGAUCACUGUGGACGCGAAUCCGUUCACGCUCAUUAUUCUGACGAACCUAAUUAAUUACUGGGGCCUAACGUAGACUCGAUCUUCAACGGAUUGAAUAAUUCCUCGUUCUAUUAUGAAUUUGAUUUAAGUACGUGAUUUCACUUGUUCGGUGUUCGCGCGAGCGGAUUCGCAUCGAUCGCGAUCCUAGACUUCCCUCUUCGCUGACACUUCACUCUCUAUCUCUGUUUGUGUAUACUUUGUAAAUAGCUACGACGCGCGUAUACACCUGCCGUAUCUACCACGUACCUUGUCGAACGAAAAAAAGAAAUUAGAAAAAAUUGAAACUGGACAAACAUUGUUGACGUUGAAGUGAAUUCGCGAGGAACUUUAAUCGUGCUUUCCGUAGAACUUAGGCAAAACGAUUGGCGCAAAGAGAACCGCGCUGAUCCCGAAGCCGCCACUCAGUCGACGAUCCCGAAACCCGAAAGUCGGAAAGAGAUUACGUACUUGUGUGUAUGGCCUAAUGUAUAUACAUAUAUAUAUUUCGCAUAUUUAGUAAAUAAAUCGUAUUUCAUUAAAA